AAGGUACCACUAGGUGUUCCUAGGCUUUGGUGGGUUAUUGCUUUGAUUUAGGAAGCACUCUGUUAGCAAAAGCAGCGUAACCGUCGGCUGCCAAGUAAUUGUAAAGUUAGAUUAAUAACUGAAUAUAUUUCAAGUACUUAGUUCAAAUCGUUCGGCAGUACUUAGGGAAAUUGAACCAGCGAAGGAAAAACUGUAACUUACGAAAAUUGAAACGUAACUUUCAAACAAGAUAAAAAGUUCAGACAACAUCACUUUUCUUCUUAACUGUUCUCGACGUUAGCAGUUAGAGAGCAUAUCCGAAUUCAGAGUUGUAUAUCUACAACUUACAAAUUAUAUAAAAAUUAAAAGGUCUAUAAAUCUGUUUUUCCUAUUACUCUCGCGUACAAAAUAACGUAUUUGGAAUUAACGACUAUCAGAACGAAGAAAUUAAAGUGAAGAACAUGGCCAAAUGGGGAGAAGGAGAUCCGAGAUGGAUUGUAGAGGAACGGCCAGAUGCCACAAAUGUGAACAAUUGGCACUGGACUGAAAAGAAUGCUUCAUUUUGGUCUCAAAAUUUACUGAAAGAAUUACUGAAUGAUCUUACUAUUGAGGGAGAAGUUGGACGAUGUAAAAUAACUGAGAUCACCAAGGUCAGUGGUGAGGCAGUAGCUAAUAACCGUAAGGGCAAGUUGAUUUUCUUCUAUGAAUGGGAAAUUACCCUAAAGUGGAAGGGACAGCACAAAGAUAGUGACACCGAAAUUGAAGGAACAGCAGAGAUACCAAAUUUGAGUGAAGAAAAUGAUCCCUGCGAGGUUGAUGUGAACAUAAGUGUGACGACCACGGAUGAUUUUUCUCAACAGCUGAAGGACAUGAUGAGGACCGUUGGAAUACAAAAUAUUCGGGAAAAAUUGGCAGAAUACAUAAAAAGAUUAAAAGAUGAGUUUUCUCAGGGAAUGAUUUUGCCAACAAAAGAACAAGCCAAGACAACUUCUAAUGUUUUGAAAGUAACGCCCACAAAACAAGUUUACGCUACAUCAGAAAACUUGGAAAGAAAAGGGAUGAGACUUGACCUGACUGAGUUAAAUAUGACAGAAUCUUUCAAAUGCAAAGCUGAAGAGUUCUUUAGAGCACUCACAAUAAAAGAGAUGGUUCAAGCUUUUACUCAGGGCCCCUGCCAGCUGGAACUUACAGAAGGAGGAAAGUUUUCGUUGUUUGAUGGAAAUGUUCAUGGUAUUUUUGUUGAGUUGAUUCCCAAUAAAAAGAUUGUUCAGAAAUGGCGUUUCAAGACCUGGCCAAGUGGUCACUAUUCUGAUGUAACCCUGGAAAUAACAGAAAAAGAAGAUUCAACUGAAGUGAAGCUGACCCAGAAAGGGGUUCCAAGAAAUGAAUUAGAACAAACUCGAGAAGGAUGGAAGAAUUACUAUUGGCAGAGCAUGAAGAGGGUAUUCGGAUUUGGAGCAAUGCUUAUCUGAUAACAUGGUAG
Messenger RNA from Limulus polyphemus (Atlantic horseshoe crab), 1462 nucleotides. RefSeq names its product activator of 90 kDa heat shock protein ATPase homolog 1-like. Gene Ontology annotation, cellular component: cytosol. Gene Ontology annotation, molecular function: protein-folding chaperone binding; ATPase activator activity. Bases 441 to 1451 code for a protein of 336 amino acids. Gene Ontology annotation, biological process: protein folding; positive regulation of ATP-dependent activity. Lineage: Eukaryota; Metazoa; Arthropoda; Merostomata; Xiphosura; Limulidae. The record is from RefSeq and is a predicted model, not a curated record. The transcript has 9 exons.